Molecule: messenger RNA, 1797 nt
Organism: Malassezia pachydermatis
Lineage: Eukaryota; Fungi; Basidiomycota; Malasseziomycetes; Malasseziales; Malasseziaceae
Product: membrane protein
Exons: 1
Coding region: 1-1797 (598 amino acids)
Biological process (GO): magnesium ion homeostasis
Cellular component (GO): intracellular membrane-bounded organelle
Source: RefSeq, a predicted model, not a curated record
AUGGCCUUGGGUAUGUCUGCAGACCAGCGUGUGCUCCGUAACAGCGGAGCGGCUCCCCAAGGAGCUGCAAAGCUGAUUAUGGCACUGCUCACGUAUGCCUUCCAUUCUGUAUUCCAAACCGUGCGUGCGUCGCCCAUUGCACCUUGGGCAGUGACGCUGGCACACAUGUCUGACGAUGGUACCUCGGGCCAUGGAGCUGAUCCCAUUGUAGUGAACGAUCCAUGGAAGAAGACUAUCGACAUCAUCAUUAUCGGAUUCCUUGUACUGUUGGGUGGCAUUUUUGCCGGUCUUACUCUAGGCCUCAUGGGUCUUGACAUGGUCAACCUGCAAGUCCUUCUCACGUCAGGCUCGGAGCAAGAACGGGCGCAUGCGGCCAAGGUGAUGCGUCUUCUGGAGCGCGGCCGACACUGGGUGCUUGUCGUGCUGCUGCUCUCGAACGUUAUCGUUAACGAGACGCUCCCAAUUUUUCUGUCUGAGUUCGGCUCGGGCCUGACUGCGGUCAUUGUCUCGACGGUGCUCAUUGUGAUUUUCGGCGAGGUAGUGCCGCAGUCGAUCUGUGCACGAUAUGGUCUAGCAAUUGGCGCCAUGUGCGCGCCUAUGGUGCAUAUAUUUAUGAUCAUUCUCGCACCUAUUGCUUGGCCUAUCGCAAAGCUGCUGGACUACUGCCUCGGCGAGGACCAUGGCACGACGUACCGCAAGGCAGAGCUCAAGACUUUUGUCUCGCUUCACCAGCAGAUUGGUACAGAGAUCCUCAAGGAUGAUGAAGUGACGAUUAUUCGCGCCGUACUCGACCUGAACGAGAAAACCCUACGUGACGUAAUGACCCCGAUUGACGAUGUGUAUACACUGCCUGUGGACCACGUUCUGGACGAGGAUGGCGUCGAUGAAUUGGUCCAAUCCGGCUACUCGCGCGUUCCUAUUCAUGAACCGAAACGCCCUGAUGCUAUUCUCGGCAUGCUGCUCGUCAAGCAGCUUAUUCAGUACGACCCGGAAGACGCGUGGCCCGUCUCGCGCUUCCAUCUCAACCCCCUGCCAGAAGCUUCGCCAGAAUUGAAUCUGCUCGAUGCAAUUAACUACAUGCAGGUCGGUCGUUCCCAUAUGAUCUUGGUCUCUGAGCAUCCUGGUGAGCCCUCUGGUGCGCUGGGCGUUGUGACGUUGGAGGAUAUCAUCGAAGAGAUGAUCGGCGAGGAAAUCAUCGACGAGACCGAUGUGUUUGUCGAUGUGCACAACAAGAUCCGAGUAGUUCGCCAGAAGCCGGCUGGCAUCAAGCAAGACCAGUGGCAGCCGCUCAUUCGCGGUAUCAUUGAGCGUCGCCGCAAGCAUGGUGGACCCAACCAGGUGCCGCUGCAUAACAGUUAUGGCACCAUGGGUUCGCGGAGUCACAGCCAGAACAACGCCCAGAAAUAUGGGUUAGUGCCUUCGCAGAAAGCGCGCGACAAAGUUUCUAUCAAGAAAGUCGGAUCACUGCGUGGCUACGAAUCGCAGGGCGAGAUGUCGCCACGCACAUUCGACAAGUACAUACGUACACCCAGCUCCAUGAUUUCGUUACAGGGUGGCAGCGACACGGAAUUCGGUCCCGAGUCGCUACACCUGUCUGAAUCAGAGCAGGCGUGCCAUGCGAAUGGCCCGUACAUUGUGGAAAUGGGCGGUAGUCGAAACGAGCGGCCCCGCGUAUUGACCGUGGCCGAUUUGAAUGAGGAGACAGCGCACAAUAUGCGGUUGCGUGCAGCCGCGAAUACAUCGUCAACACAAGUACAGAUUGAACAAGAGCAGAUCAAGCCUUCCCAGAAGAACUAA